Molecule: messenger RNA, 1484 nt
Organism: Hydra vulgaris (swiftwater hydra)
Lineage: Eukaryota; Metazoa; Cnidaria; Hydrozoa; Anthoathecata; Hydridae
Product: ADP-ribosyl cyclase/cyclic ADP-ribose hydrolase
Biological process (GO): positive regulation of B cell proliferation
Cellular component (GO): plasma membrane
Molecular function (GO): NAD+ nucleosidase activity; phosphorus-oxygen lyase activity
Source: RefSeq, a predicted model, not a curated record
AUUACUGUUGGUUAGCCAGAAAAUAUAUACAAUGGGUAGAUAUAUACUAUAAGACCAGAGUUAAAAAAAUGUUUGUACUUAUACAGCUAUAAGGACUACUAGUUGCAUAAUUCUACCAUCUACACACAAAGGUCUGCAAACAAACGCUCAGUAUUUACUGUUCUCUAAUUGAAUUUGGUGCAUGAAAGCAUGCUGAAAGGCGAUAGUUUGAAACAAAUUCAAUUACAGAUUUGAAUAGAAUAGAGUAGAACUUUGAUUAAAUGGAUGAACGCAAUUUGAAAUUAAAUGUUUUUUCAAAUACUUUUACUUCAAGGAAUUUUGUUGAAAGAUGUGGUUAUGGUUGCUCCACCAAGUCUAUUUGAUACUUUCAAAUCGUAUUUCUCUGCUGAUUUAAAUAAACAAAUUUCUACAAAAGGGAAUAUUGAUCCUGAUUUUCAAAACUCAGACUCAGAUUCUGAUUGGUUAAUAAACAAUUAUGCUAACUUUUUUAAAAGUGAUGUAAAUCAAAAAGGCAAUCAAGCCAGUAUAAAUAAGAUAAGUGAAAUCCAAAAAUAUGGUACAACACGGCAUAUAAAAGAGAUUUUUUUAGGGAGAUGUUAUGAAUAUCAAUACAAAAAUGGUGUCUUAGAAGAAAAUGAAUGGAACUGUGAAAAUUUGUGGAACCUUUUUUUUAAAGCAUUUGGAUUUAAAAAACCAUGUGAUGUUACAUCAGCAGAUUAUAAAGAGCUCUUGGAUAAUAUUGAUGAAAGGAUACCCAGAGACAAAGCUUUACUUUGGUCUGGAACAAGAGAAUUAGCACAUAAGUACUCUGACUUUCUUUACACAAAAAGGUUUACAACGUUAGAAGAUACCUUAGCUGGUUAUCUUCUCAAUGGUUUAACAUGGUGUGGAAGUGACCAGCCUCCUGGUAUCAACUUUAACCAAUGCCCUUGGGAAUGCUCUAUACAAGCUCCUUAUUGGUCAUUGGCAAAUCAAAGGUUUGCUCAAAAACUUUCUGGAGUUAUACACAUUGUGCUCAAUGGCACUCGACAGCAUUAUACUGAUAAGAAAUUAUAUCCUGCGUAUAUGAAACACAGGUAUUAUUUAGGACCUUACAUGAUUCCAGAGUUUAACAAAAGAAAUAUUACCAUGGUUGUGAUUAUUGUUGCGCAUACGCUACACUUAAAACCAAUUGAAAGUUGUGGACAAAAGACAGUGCAAAUGCUUGCAGAUGAUAUAAAAGCGAAAGAUAUUCCAGUUGUAUGUUAUGACGAUCCAAGUGUUGUCAAACAUAUCUUGUGUGUGGAUGAUCCCAUGUCUCUGGAAUGUAUGCAAAUUUCACGUGGAGCUCGACUCUAGUUGCAAUCUAUUACGCGAAUUUUUUGAAUAUAGUGUUUAUAAGUGUUCGUAUAAGUGUGUAUAUACAUAUAUAAAAUAUUUUUAUUUUUUGUAGUAAAAGUUUUUUUGCACUAACUAUUAAUGUAAUUAUGUAUUUUUAAACACAA